Messenger RNA from Amaranthus tricolor (Joseph's coat), 1940 nucleotides. RefSeq names its product zinc finger protein CONSTANS-LIKE 3-like. The coding region runs from base 562 to 1692 and encodes 376 amino acids. The record is from RefSeq and is a predicted model, not a curated record. Gene Ontology annotation, molecular function: zinc ion binding; protein binding. Gene Ontology annotation, biological process: regulation of flower development; regulation of photoperiodism, flowering. Gene Ontology annotation, cellular component: nucleus. The transcript is spliced from 2 exons. NCBI's taxonomy places the organism in Eukaryota, Viridiplantae, Streptophyta, Magnoliopsida, Caryophyllales, Amaranthaceae.
UUUGAAUAGCUCUAACUCCUGAGUAAACUUUUAACCUUGGACUAUCAGAUUACACUUAUAAUUAUUCACUCACAUUCAAACUUGCUAAAAUCACUAACUUUUUAUCCCAUACUAAUUCCACCUCAGAUACUGACUUUAUAAUUGUCUUGCCAAGCUUGAGUGGGGCCUAUGUCGGCACAGCCCCAUAAACCAUGAUAGCAACGAUCCCCCUCCCUCCCAAGAAAAAUAGAUAGAUAUACAUGAAUGAAGUAAUAAACCAACCCUAAUUUUUUUCCAUAAAAAGCAUAAGUAAACAAUAAACAAGAAUUUGAUUUCCCCAAAUCCAAUAUAUGGCCAUUGUUGUUCCACGUGUACCCUUUGACCUCGUCAUCACUUCUUCCCCAUUAGUACCACCUCAACUAUCAAGCAACAAUCAAUCUUCUCAAAAUUACCAAAACAGAAAUCCUUCUCUUAUUUCCUCAUCUCCUUAAAAUCAAACUUCACUCCAACUCCAUUAAGCAUUUUGCUUCCUAAACUUUCUUUCAACCUUUUCCUUCUCUCAUUUUCUCUAUCAAUUAAAUCAUGGUUUUAACUGAUGAGACUAACAACAUCAAAGGGUUGUUAUCUGGUUGGGGUCUUUCCCUCACGGGUAGACCCUGCGACACUUGCAACGCUGCGUCUGCUCUGCUUUAUUGCAGAACAGACGCAGCGUUUUUUUGUGGGCCUUGUGACGCCAAGAUCCAUACAGGAGUAGGCGUUGUUAACAGUCACGAGCGGGUUUGGGUAUGUGAAGUCUGCGAGCAGGCGCCUGCAGUUGUCACCUGUAAGGCUGAUGCUGCAGCGCUCUGCUCAUCGUGCGACCAUGAUAUCCAUUCUGCUAACCCGUUAGCCCGUCGCCAUGAACGCAUCCCUGUCACUCCCUUCCUUGACUCCCCCGUCGACGCCGUUAUCUCUCGCUCCACCGCCGCCUCCGCCGCCGCUUCUGCUUUCAUUGUACCUGACGAACUUGACACCGUUCCUGCUCCUACACUUCUUAACGAUGCUGUAGAUGAAGAUGCAGAUGCGUGGUUGAUUCCAAAUCCAAGCAGUAGUUUUCUGUAUAAUGAUUCUGAUAUUCUAAAUUUUAGCUAUGGAUGUCAGAAUUCUGUAAAGCCACAACAACAAGAAAUUAAACCAAUUGUUGAUGAUAAUCGGCCUUACGCAUUUACAGACAGUGUCGUUCCUACACAAUCGCAAGGAAAUAGCAAGAUUAACAAUACUUUCAUUAUUGGUACGGAUUCCUUGUUCGAAAAUUGUUUCAACAUCGAUUUCACUCAACCGAAUAAACUCAACAAGAAAAACACUAAUCCAUUCUCCUUAUUCAAUUACUCCGGCCAAAGUGUUUCAUCAUCUGACAUUGGAGUAGUACCAGAUACAAAUACAAAUUCAAUGUCGUCGGAGGUUUCAUAUUCAUUUGCAAAAUCAUCGGGUUGUGAUAAUGGAGCAUCAUCAAAUGGAGGUCCAGUAAUGGAUAGAGAAGCGAGGGUAUUGAGAUACAGAGAAAAGAGGAAGAAUAGGAAGUUCCAGAAAACCAUUCGGUACGCUUCGAGAAAAGCUUACGCCGAAGCGCGUCCUAGAAUUAAAGGACGUUUCGCUAAACGUACUGAAAGUAUCGAAACGUCUGAGCUUGAUUUCGCAGUUGAUACUGGCUACGGCGUCGUUCCGGCGUUUUAAUGUUUAUUGUUAAAGUGUAUUAGCUUUUUAUGUUUAAACUUUAAACUCCAUCAAUUUAAGUGUUAUUUUUUUAGUAAGAAAACAAAAUUUAUGGGGUUUUAAAUGUAAUAUCUCUGUAUUAAUCUCUUUUUAUUUUUUACAUUUCAUGAUUUAUGAAUUAGUUAUUUAGUUUUAGAAUCUUUGAAUUUUUUUUGUCAAAAAUUAACACAACCUUUAAAUUUUUUUAAAAAUGGGUUAAUUAUUAUAUA